Messenger RNA from Fopius arisanus, 1156 nucleotides. RefSeq names its product homeobox protein GBX-2 (gene unpg). Bases 1 to 1125 code for a protein of 374 amino acids. Gene Ontology annotation, cellular component: nucleus. Gene Ontology annotation, molecular function: DNA-binding transcription factor activity, RNA polymerase II-specific; RNA polymerase II transcription regulatory region sequence-specific DNA binding. Gene Ontology annotation, biological process: regulation of transcription by RNA polymerase II; regulation of nervous system development. The record is from RefSeq and is a predicted model, not a curated record. NCBI's taxonomy places the organism in Eukaryota, Metazoa, Arthropoda, Insecta, Hymenoptera, Braconidae. The transcript is spliced from 3 exons.
AUGGAGUCGCCUCCGGUGGAGGUGAGCGAGUUGGAUGUUGGAUCGGCGAGUGAUGAGGUCGAGUCCAUGGAGACCUCAGUGAGACCUUCACCCAAACCUUUUACUAUUGAGAGUUUGAUUGGGAAUAGGGGACACGUUGUUGGGGGGGAGAGGCGAGAUUAUCGGUGUGAUAAGAAUGGGGAGGGAAAGGGGAGUGAGAGGGAGAGGGAGUUUUUGUAUCAGCAGCAUUGUUUUGCGACGGCUACCAGUGCACUCCCCGGAUUUGCGAUGCCACUUAGUUUGUACAGUGCCUGGUUACCAAUGCGAAUGUACGGUGGUGGUGUACCUGGUGGGCCUAUUCUGCCACCUCAUCUGUCAGCAAGUUAUCCUGCCCAUCAGAGCCAUCAGGCCCAAUUACCCCAUCACCUCAAUCUCAGUUUGAAUCAUCUCCAGGGAGCUGCAUUCCCUGGACAUCGAGAUGCUCAGGCCAAUGGACUGACUGACAGCGAGGACGAAGGAAGUCUAUCACCCGUUCAAGAUCUUUCAAAAUCACAACAUGGUUCCGAGAGCGGUCGAAUAUCCCCGGAAUCGGAGGAGGAAGGUGUGACAGUGGACCCAGGUCUAUCCCAGAACUCCUCGGUUUCUCCAGCCUCCGGGAACGCGAGCAAAGGCCGUCGAAGAAGAACGGCAUUCACGUCAGAGCAACUCCUAGAGCUCGAACGUGAAUUCCACGCCAAGAAGUACCUCUCCCUGACAGAACGCUCCCACAUAGCACACGCCCUGAAGCUCUCCGAGGUCCAGGUGAAAAUUUGGUUUCAGAAUCGCAGGGCUAAAUGGAAGAGAGUCAAAGCGGGUUUGACAACGGGUGGAGCGGGUUCAGCAGGUCGACACGCAGUUCCUGGACAGCAGGGAAAUUCAGGACCUAGAAUUGUCGUGCCAAUUCCUGUUCAUGUCAGCAGACUGGCAGUCAGGUCACACCAUCAUCAUCUCGAGAAGUGCCCGACGGGAAACUCCGGGAGACCAACUGACUCACUGACAUCUGGACUUUCAGGAAGACUUUCUUCAUCACUCGUUGGUGUGUCACAUAGUCUUGGAUCUGGUGGAGGACUCAGGGCUUUUACUGCACCUAGUUCCUCGAGGAGGUAGCUGACUGUCUAAUUGUCAUCCUGGUCUUCAC